AUGCCUUUUGGAUAUAGUCGACCCUGUUUAACACUCUUUUCUUACUCGGGUUUUGUUUUUGUUUUAGGUAUAUUAGAAUUUAAUCCUCAAUUAGCAGGUCAAGAUAUAACUCCAGCUAAUCUUGAAUUUGGUUCAACAGCAUCUCGACGUCGUGAUCGUCGUGAAAAAUCUUUCAGUGGUGCCUCUAUUUUUUAUGGUAAUCAAUCAUCAUUGAAUGCAAUUCAUAGAUCGUCAUUUACAGCAGCUCCUGAUGAUUUAGUACCAUUGACAAAUCAAUCACAAACACUUGAUGCAUAUCAAUCAAGUAUAGAAUAUCGACUACAAGAAUUAACUAAACGAUUAACAACAUUAGAAACUAAAUUAACUGAAGAUGUAUCUUCUGUACUUAUGAUUCUUCAACGACAAUUUCCAACUGAUUCAACAAUUUCAUUAUCAUCUUCUGAAACAUUGAAAGCUAAUAAUUAUUAA
Messenger RNA from Adineta steineri, 468 nucleotides. The record is from the annotation of a GenBank genome assembly. NCBI's taxonomy places the organism in Eukaryota, Metazoa, Rotifera, Eurotatoria, Adinetida, Adinetidae.